Lagenorhynchus albirostris (white-beaked dolphin) is the source of this 5236-nucleotide messenger RNA. It is a transcript of the gene MAGI3, whose product is annotated as membrane associated guanylate kinase, WW and PDZ domain containing 3. Lineage: Eukaryota; Metazoa; Chordata; Mammalia; Artiodactyla; Delphinidae. Gene Ontology annotation, cellular component: cytoplasm. Gene Ontology annotation, biological process: signal transduction. Gene Ontology annotation, molecular function: protein binding. The coding region runs from base 99 to 3620 and encodes 1173 amino acids. The record is from RefSeq and is a predicted model, not a curated record. The transcript has 21 exons.
GCUGCGCGGGCCACCCGGGGCCCCCAGGGUGAGAGGGGGCCGGAGCGGCGCCCCCGGCGCCCGCGCGGGGUCUCCCCCAUGGUGCAGCGGGGUUCGGGAUGUCGAAGACGCUGAAGAAGAAGAAGCACUGGCUCAGCAAGGUGCAGGAGUGCGCGGUGUCCUGGGCCGGGCCCCCGGGCGACUUGGGCGCCGAGAUCCGGGGCGGCGCGGAGCGCGGCGAGUUCCCCUACCUGGGGCGGCUCCGCGAGGAGCCAGGCGGGGGCACCUGCUGCGUCGUCUCGGGCAAGGCGCCCAGCCCGGGGGAUGUGCUGCUGGAGGUGAACGGGACGCCUGUCAGCGGGCUCACCAACCGGGACACCCUGGCUGUCAUCCGCCACUUCCGCGAACCCAUCCGUCUCAAGACUGUGAAGCCAGGCAAAGUCAUUAAUAAAGAUUUGCGACAUUACCUGAGUCUUCAGUUUCAGAAAGGAUCAGUUGACCACAAACUGCAGCAAGUGAUUAGAGAUAAUCUCUAUUUGAGAACUAUUCCAUGCACUACAAGGGCCCCCAGGGAUGGGGAAGUACCAGGGGUGGACUAUAAUUUCAUUUCUGUUGAACAGUUCAAAGCACUGGAAGAGAGUGGAGCAUUAUUAGAAAGUGGAACGUAUGAUGGAAACUUCUAUGGAACUCCCAAGCCUCCAGCAGAACCCAGCCCUUUCCAGCCAGAUCCAGUUGAUCAGGUCCUCUUUGAUAAUGAGUUUGACACAGAAUCCCAAAGAAAACGAACUACAUCUGUCAGCAAGAUGGAAAGAAUGGACAGUUCUCUUCCUGAAGAGGAAGAAGAUGAAGACAAGGAAGCUGUUAACGGUAGUGGAAAUGCAGCAGAAAACAGAGAGAGGCAUUCUGAGUCGUCUGAUUGGAUAAAGACUGUCCCAAGUUACAACCAAACAAAUAGUUCCAUGGACUUUAGAAAUUAUAUGAUGAGAGACGAGAAUCUGGAACCGCUCCCCAAAAACUGGGAAAUGGCCUACACUGAUACGGGGAUGAUCUACUUCAUUGACCACAAUACCAAGACAACCACCUGGUUGGAUCCUCGUCUUUGUAAGAAAGCCAAAGCCCCUGAAGACUGUGAAGAUGGAGAACUUCCUUAUGGCUGGGAGAAAAUUGAAGACCCUCAGUAUGGGACCUACUAUGUUGAUCACCUUAACCAGAAAACCCAGUUUGAAAAUCCAGUGGAGGAAGCCAAAAGGAAAAAGCAGUUAGGACAGGCUGAUACUGGGUCUUCAAAACCAGAUAUGGAAAAAUCACACUUUACUCGAGAUCCAUCCCAGCUUAAAGGCAUCCUUGUUCGAGCAUCAUUAAAAAAAAGCACAAUGGGAUUUGGUUUUACCAUUAUUGGUGGAGAUAGGCCUGAUGAGUUCCUACAAGUGAAAAAUGUGCUGAAAGAUGGUCCUGCAGCUCAGGAUGGGAAAAUUGCACCAGGUGAUGUUAUUGUAGACAUCAAUGGCAACUGUGUCCUUGGUCACACCCAUGCAGAUGUUGUCCAGAUGUUUCAACUGGUACCCGUCAAUCAGUAUGUAAACCUCACUUUAUGUCGUGGUUAUCCACUUCCUGAUGACAAUGAAGAUCCUGUUGUGGACAUUGUUGCUGCUACUCCUGUCAUCAAUGGACAGUCAUUAACUAAGGGAGAGACUUGCAUGAAUACUCAGGAUUUUAAGUCAGGAGCAAUGGUUCUGGACCAGAAUGGAAAAUCGGGGCACGCCUUGAUCAGUGAUCGUCUCAAUGGACCAUCAGAUCUGAGUGAGCAGAGAGCGUCUAUGGCAUCGUCAGGCAGCUCCCAACCAGAACUAGUGACUAUCCCUCUGAUCAAGGGCCCUAAAGGCUUUGGGUUUGCCAUUGCUGACAGCCCAACUGGACAGAAGGUGAAAAUGAUAUUGGAUAGUCAGUGGUGUCAAGGCCUACAGAAAGGGGAUAUAAUUAAGGAAAUUUACCGUCAAAAUGUGCAGAAUUUAACACAUCUCCAAGUGGUAGAGGUGCUAAAGCAGUUUCCAGUAGGUGCAGAUGUACCAUUGCUUAUCUUAAGAGGAGGUCCUCCUUCACCAACUAAAACUGCCAAAAUGAAAACAGAUAAAAAGGAAAAUUCAGGAAGUUUGGAGGCCAUAAAUGAGCCCAUUCCCCAGCCUAUGCCUUUUCCACCCAGCAUUAUCAGGUCAGGAUCCCCGAAAUUGGAUCCUUCUGAGGUCUACCUGAAAUCUAAGACUUUAUAUGAAGAUAAACCGCCAAACACCAAAGAUUUGGAUGUUUUUCUUCGGAAACAAGAAUCAGGGUUUGGCUUUAGAGUGCUGGGAGGAGAUGGACCUGACCAAUCUGUAUACAUUGGGGCCAUCAUUCCUCUGGGUGCAGCUGAGAAAGAUGGUCGUCUCCGUGCAGCUGAUGAGCUGAUGUGCAUUGAUGGAAUUCCUGUUAAAGGGAAAUCACACAAACAAGUGCUAGACCUAAUGACGACUGCUGCUCGAAAUGGCCAUGUGUUAUUAACUGUCAGAAGAAAGAUCUUCUACAGUGAGAAACAACCUGAGGAUGACAGCUCUCAAGCCUUCCUUUCAACACAGAAUGGCUCUCCCCGCCUGAACCGAGCAGAGGUCCCAGCCAGGCCUGCUCCCCAGGAGGCCUAUGAUGUUGUCUUGCAACGAAAAGAAAAUGAAGGAUUUGGCUUUGUCAUUCUCACUUCCAAAAGCAAGCCACCUCCAGGAGUUAUUCCUCAUAAAAUUGGCCGAGUCAUAGAAGGAAGUCCAGCUGAUCGCUGUGGGAAGCUGAAAGUUGGAGAUCAUAUCUCUGCAGUGAAUGGGCAGUCCAUUGUUGAACUGUCCCAUGAUAACAUUGUUCAGCUGAUCAAAGAUGCCGGUGUCACCGUCACACUAACAGUCAUUGCUGAAGAAGAGCAUCUUGGUCCACCAUCAGGAACAAACUCCGCCAGGCAAAGCCCAGCCCUGCAGCACAGGUCCGUGGGACAGUCACAGGCCAACCACAUACCUGGGGACAGAAGUGUCACAGAAGGUGAAAUUGGAAAAGACGUCCUCACUUCCUACAGACACUCGUGGUCUGACCACAAGCACCUUGCACAGCCUGACACUGCAAUGAUUUCAGUCAUAGGCAGUCGGCACAAUCAGAGCCUUGGCUGUUACCCAGUGGAGCUGGAGCGAGGCCCCCGGGGCUUUGGAUUCAGCCUCAGGGGUGGGAAGGAAUACAACAUGGGGCUGUUCAUCCUGCGUCUGGCUGAGGACGGUCCUGCCAUCAAAGACGGCAGAAUUCACGUUGGGGACCAGAUUGUUGAAAUCAAUGGGGAACCUACACAAGGCAUCACACAUACUCGAGCAAUUGAGCUUAUUCAGGCCGGUGGAAAUAAAGUUCUUCUUCUUUUGAGGCCAGGAACUGGCUUGAUACCUGACCAUGGAAUUCUGAAACACACAUCAGAAGUACAUUUUAAUUUGAGCAUCAAGUUACCUAGGCUGCAUGAAGGGCCUGCAGGAUUGCUAAGAACCCACUGUCCCCCUGGCUGGCUGCCCGCCUUGCGCUCAGGAAGGAGCCGCACCCACGGGCUCAUCGGACACGCCCGGCUCAGGCCGCCCAGCUCGUCUUCAUGAGUGUCUGAACAAAUGACAUGUUGAUAUUCACAACGUGGUCACAACUCACUUUAUAUUUGUGCCAAGUUAUCUACUGUAUCAUGUCUAUUUUAUCCUUCUCACGCAGAUAUUUCCACAGUAAUGAAAAAACUAGGUUUGGCUUGGAAGUUGAUAUUCUCAAUAGCAUGUUGCAUGUUUACAGAGAGAAAUAUUUGAGCCCUUGCAGAAGAAGAGAUUGUUAACUCAUCAUUAAAGAUGGCAGUUGCCUCUCCUAACAGCUUACUGAUGAUGUCCCCGUUUAAAAAUAAAACUCCCAAACAUCACUACUGGAAAGAAAGAAAAAUGUAGUCAAAUACUGACUUUCUUAUGGCUGUUUAUUUUAAUUCGGCCGGAUAAGGUAUUUCAAAUAACUGUUAAAGAUGUGAUUUACAAAUGAAUGUUCAAAUGAGAAAGCACUUCAAUUGAUUAAGAGUUCACCUCCUGCUGUGUUAUCCAACUCUAAUGUGUUACAGCAUCUCAGAUCACCCUUUUAGUUCAUUUAUUUUAUUAUGAAACCACAAAGAAGCAUGUGGAAAUAUUGCUUAUUGCUAUCUGAAGAAAAACUACCAAAUUUCUCUUUCUGGAUAUUUUGGUUGAACCAACUACUAAGUCAUUAGUCAUUAAUACAUAAUACAUAUUUGAAGAGGGACUUAAUCAUGAAACCAGUUUCACGGUCCGUUGCCAGAUGAGGUACCAACUCAUCUGGCAGCCGCUGUACAAGUUCAAGUGUUGAGAAGCAGAACCUGUGUGAGACCGACUCACAAGCAAGUGAGAACAAACGUGGUGGUAGACAGUCCUUGCUAGAUCUUAAUAUCUAGCUACAUUAACCUAUUUACAAAGAAGAAAGGGAUCGUAAACAUCUGCUUAGCUUGUACAGAUUUUCAGAAUUCUUUUCUAAAGUCUAAUUAGAGAUGUUUGUUGGAAGGUAGAGACAGUUUUUAGCUCCAUAAAAUAGAUCCGGGUUUCUCAGCCCCCGGAAGCAGCAUUCAGUAGCAUCUAUAAAUAAAGGAACAUUCUCAGAAUAAAACCAUUUUCUGGAGUAUUUGAACACACUUGUUCUGUCACCCUGGGUUCAUCUUGUUAUUGUGAAACACAUCAUGUCCAGGUCCUUCCCUCUCAGAGUCUGACUGUGAAAUUCUUUAAUAUAACAACUAAAUCAGCCCCUGUAGAUAAGACAUGCUUCCCAGAGUGAGAUUUCUGAAAUCCCCUUUCCAUCCAGAACUAUAUUUACCCACCUAUUGUAACUACUUGAAUAGAGAAGAAUUAGAAGGCUUGAUAAAUGCUAAGAAUUUAGUAUCACAGAAAUGAUUUAUUUUCCCUAUAGUCCACAAUUAGUGAUAAAAAUCCAAUUUUUGUUAACUGCGACAUAACUUUGAUGUCAUCUGUUGUCAGUCUGAUGUAGCUCUUUCCUAAGUAACCUGUCACUGUACUGAUUCUGUACUGACUUAGCAAUGUGGCCUUGGAAUGCUAAGCAAAAUAUGGAUGUACUGGUUGUAAAUGUUUAUAUAUUGUACAGUACCUUUAUAUAUACACUUGAGGUUCUGAUUAGAGAAAGAGACCUGUAAAUCGCUCGUUAUUUUUUAUAUAGAUAUUAAAAA